Desarmillaria tabescens is the source of this 1367-nucleotide messenger RNA. Its product is annotated as putative hscarg dehydrogenase. The record is from RefSeq and is a predicted model, not a curated record. The coding region runs from base 261 to 1241 and encodes 326 amino acids. NCBI's taxonomy places the organism in Eukaryota, Fungi, Basidiomycota, Agaricomycetes, Agaricales, Physalacriaceae. Gene Ontology annotation, cellular component: nucleus. The transcript has 3 exons.
AAUGCUUGAAUGAAAAAAGGAGGAUUUCGUUUCGACCAGUGACCAAGAACCGUAGACAUCAUUGCUUUUUCUACGGCACAAGGUUUGAAGAGUAUCUAUGCCCAAGAACGCUACUAGUGACCUCAUGCCAGUGAUCAUUGAUCCCGUCAAGUAAGAUGAAAUGACUGUGAGAAGAUUCGCUACUAGUACUACGCAGUCAUCUGCACGAUGAUCCAGCUCCUUAAAUAUCAGUGGCUACGAAGAAUCUGACUCCAUAAACUAUGUCUCGUAAACUCAUCGUCGUUUUCGGUGCUACAGGACACCAGGGCAGCUCCGUCGUAGCAUCAUUUCUCAAGAACAAGGAUUACACUGUUCGAGCCGUCACUCGAAAACCCGAUAGUGAAAAGGCGAAAGUGCUUGCUGCUAAUGGCGCCGAAGUAGUUACUGCAGAUCUCAAUGACUACGAGAGCCUCGUCAAGGCAUUCCAGGGCGCAUCUGUCGCCUUCGGCGUGACAGAUUUCUGGACACUGCUACCGAUUGUCGGAUUGGACGGUGCCUUUGAAGGCGAGAUCCAGCAGGGCAAGAAUCUCGCUAAUGCCGCAGCAGCCACCCCUACGCUUGAGCACUACGUUUGGAGUACUUUACCAUCUGCGACAACCGCCAGCAAUGGCAAAGUUCCCGUUCCUCAUAUCGAUAGUAAAUCCCGCGUCGACGAAUACAUCCGUUCCGCCCUUCCCGAUCUCGCGAACAAGACCACUUUCUUCUGGGCUGGAUUUUACGCUACAAACUUGGCGAGCUUUCUACCUCCGGUGAAGCAGGAGUCGGGGAAGUACGCGUGGGUUCUGCCGUGUACACCGAAGGCAACGGCACCUAUGAUGGGACUGACAGACGCAAACGUUGGAGUUUUUGUCGGUGCUAUUCUGGCGAAGCCGGAGAUUACUCUUCCUGCGAAGAUUGUCCUCGGAUCCGUUGAAGUGUUGACGAUGGGAAAGGUCCUGGAGUUAUGGGGAGAGGUUAAUGGCGUCGAGACGGUGUUUGUUCAGAAAGAUCCGGAGGAGUACGCCGCUUCGUUCUUUGCUGGUCCGGUCUUUGGGAAGGAGCUAGCGCUGAAUAUGAAGUUCUUCGAGCAGGACUUGGAAGGCUGGUCAAAGAGUGGCGAGAAGAUUUUGACAAAGGAAGAUCUUGGGAUCGAGGACGCAGAGUUGGUCAGUACGCAGCAGGCUUUUGAGAGGAUGGACUGGAGCUCCAUUGCAAAGGCGUAGUCGCUUUUAUUUACUGAACCUGUCAUUGGAUCUCCCCCUCCCGCCUAGUUGUAUUCGUCUAAUUGUACUUAUAUGAAUGGAUAAACGGUGGAUGGUGAGACGCUGUCGACUUCCUUUAUGACUGGC